Messenger RNA from Drosophila rhopaloa, 571 nucleotides. Its product is annotated as general odorant-binding protein 56d-like. NCBI's taxonomy places the organism in Eukaryota, Metazoa, Arthropoda, Insecta, Diptera, Drosophilidae. The coding region runs from base 51 to 374 and encodes 107 amino acids. The record is from RefSeq and is a predicted model, not a curated record. Gene Ontology annotation, molecular function: odorant binding. The transcript is spliced from 2 exons.
GAAUCCCUUUAAAAAUGUCUCCAGUACAUUGAACAGAAUCAGUCUUCAAAAUGAACGUUGCAGUUGCUCUGGUUCUCCUGCUGUCCGUUGGUAUUGGUGCUAUACCCAAUGGGGAACUAGAUCCUCAUCUUAAAAACUGCACAACAAGGCAAGAAGCGAUUAGAGAGCUAGCUGGUAUUAGUGACAGCAAUGAUGAAUUUAAGUGUUAUUUCCAUUGCAUUUUGGAAUUGGGCAAUUUCAUUGCCAAUGGCAAGAUCGUCCCCUCUCAGUUAUCGUUGGAUGGAAUAGAUAGGUCGAAAUGCCUGGAACUUAAGGAUGACAACAAAUGUGAACUCGGCUACAAGCUCAUGAAAUGCUUUCAAGAUUACAUUUAAGGGGCUGCAGCCCCUUAUCCGUAAUUGUUUGGCAGUUUUGCUUGCAACCGAAAACUGCAUUUAAAUCAUGACACAAAACUAAAAUUCUAUACGACUAAUAAUAACUUUUUAUAAAAAAAAUGUUUGUCGCUUUCGAAAUUGAAGGUAGUCUUAAGCUUUAACCUGACCUAAAAUUUUAAUAAAUUUUAAUAAACAUG